UUUUCUGACAUGGAAGGCACUGGAGAGAUCAGUGACACUGACAGUGGCAUCAUCCUUCAUUCAGGCUCUGACAGCCCAACCACUCAUACGAAGGAUGUGACAACGCACACACGGGCCAUGAAGAUUAAACACCAGGCCCUCCAAGACCAGCUGGAGAUGUGUUUACUGGAGCUGAAGAAGCUCUGCAUCCGAGAGGCCGAGUUGACAGGCAAGCUGCCAAAAGAUUACCCUCUGCUGCCUGGAGAGAAACCUCCACAGAUCCGCAGACGCAUCGGAGCGGCAUUCAAACUUGAAGAACCAAACAUCCCUGAAAGAUCAGAGGACUCGGAGCUCUGUUUAGUGGACGCUGAGUUGGCACUUCAGAUGAAGAUUUAUGAAGCUGCACGCAAGCUCUGCCAAGAAGAUCACCUGAGCAAGGCUGUUAGGAAAAGCCGGCUGCAGCAGUGCAAAGUCGAGGAGAAAAAAGUCAAGAAGCUUCAAGAAAAGGUCUUCCAGUUGCGACUGGAGCGUGGCCGAUCAUCACCACUCCCUGCUUUCAAUAUUACACAAGAUCUUGGCACAUCUGAUGACAGUUCUUUAUCUGAUUCUGUGGUGCAAGAUGAAGAAGUUGCCAGCCAGUCCUCACAGCGAUCAUUGGGGCUUCUUUAUCCUGUGGAAACGGAUCCUCCCCAGCCUCUCCUCUUGUCCACACGUUCCUCCGUAGACGGCUCCUACAUGUCUCACACUGCGGCUCCUCAGUCUCCGCUGCUGAACUCCUGUCGAUCUCCUUGUCCUAGCCUUGACUCUAAGUCGAGUUUAAAUUCAAGCCCUGCGUAUGACCCCCCUCCCAUCCAACACUCCCCAUGGGCAGAGUCUAGUCUGGACCAACCUUACCAGAAAAGCAAGAAGUCACACUCCUCCAGCAAAACGAGCACUCCAACCAAAUCUGAACUGUUGCCCCCGCUUGAGGUCUGCAUAUUACAAACCAGUUUACCACAGCAGCUGUCCCAUCUGAGGCUGAGCCGCGCCCAGUCAAACAGUACGCCCUCCACACCAGAAAUGCGUGUGCGUAGACAGCUCUCCCUCAGACUGUCCAAUCAUGACUCAUCAGUCCCUAAGGACCGCGGUCGUCCCAGAGGUCCUCGGAGGCGACUCACCGAAUUUGGAAUAACGCUACCAGACGCUCAUUCUCCGACAAUGAGCUUUGUAAACCAUGUCAGUUCUGAGGACAGCAGCUCUGAAAAAUCAUUUUCUUCUUACAGUAGCUCCCCUUGUCAAGAGUUUCCUUCUAAUUUACCUCAUCAGUAUCAGUCUGGAUUCCCUGUUUCUAGCCCAGAUGGCAACUAUGGGCCUCAAGCUCUCCUUUCCUCUAGUUUUCACCAUAAUCCAAGAUACAUGUUCUGUCCCGGUGUGCAGAAAACCUAUUACAAUGAAGAAAUGGUCUACUUGCCUGAAGUAGACAUGACACGGAGUCGUUUCUCUCAGCAAACUCCCAGAUAUGACUAUUGUUACAGAGAAGCUUCUGUACCUCUUCAGAGAGUGCAGAGGCCCCUUCCACCUGAAAUCAGGGUCACCCCACCAGCACACAUGGACUAUCCUCAGUACCGCUCAAACGGUCUCCCUCGCCAAGUAGUGAAUGAGCAACUGAAGUCAUGGCACCUCCGCAGUCAGUUCAAAGCACCGAGGUCUCGUUCUCUGGACAGACAAGGAGCGGUCCGGGUUAAAAGUGGAUCGUUUCGGGAGGCAGCGCUCUACCAAAAUCAGACAUACCAUGAACAAGGUAUUCAAAGAGGAACCUUUCAAAGAGCUGCGGAAGAUACUCACGAGCCCUGGCUCAUAGACGAUGGCACCCACUACAUCAGUCAAGUGUGAAGAGAAGCUACUUUGAACUCUUUCACUCAAAGACUGGAGUUUUCCCAUUCAG
Molecule: messenger RNA, 1903 nt
Organism: Nematolebias whitei (Rio pearlfish)
Lineage: Eukaryota; Metazoa; Chordata; Actinopteri; Cyprinodontiformes; Rivulidae
Gene: inavab
Product: innate immunity activator b
Exons: 9
Coding region: 10-1851 (613 amino acids)
Biological process (GO): positive regulation of protein ubiquitination; adherens junction maintenance
Source: RefSeq, a predicted model, not a curated record